Molecule: messenger RNA, 12420 nt
Organism: Gorilla gorilla gorilla (western lowland gorilla)
Lineage: Eukaryota; Metazoa; Chordata; Mammalia; Primates; Hominidae
Gene: MAF
Product: MAF bZIP transcription factor
Exons: 3
Coding region: 2066-3217 (383 amino acids)
Biological process (GO): lens fiber cell differentiation; regulation of transcription by RNA polymerase II
Cellular component (GO): nucleus
Molecular function (GO): RNA polymerase II cis-regulatory region sequence-specific DNA binding; DNA-binding transcription factor activity, RNA polymerase II-specific
Source: RefSeq, a predicted model, not a curated record
ACUUUUACAGAAUCAAUCUAGAAAUUUGAACUACUUAUUAGCAUUUGCAACUGGGGGUGGGGGGAGCAGCCUCCCCCACCCCACCCCCCACUCUGCGUUUCCGGACUAGUUCCAGAAACCGCGGUUUAAAAUUUAACCCUUCGAGGGUAGCUGGUGAGGGCUGGGGUAUUGUUUUGCCCCCUUGCUCCCUGCCACGAUCAAGUCCGAAAUGAUUAAAGGAAACGUAAAAGUGCAAAGGGCGCGCCUGACCCUGAUAAACAGAGGUCAGAUUUCGUAAGGGGAUGGGUGAGUGUGAGUGUGUGUGCGUGUGUGUGUAAGAGAGAGAGAGAGCGAGCGCGCCAUAUGAGUCUCAAAGGCCAAACUCCGGCCAGUCAGGAGCCGGAAGGCUGAGUCCCGCUGACCUGACUUUGAGCUUCCCUGGAGUUAUCUCGCAUAGGCGCUCGCUCUGUCCAAGGGCACGCGAAGCCAGCGGGCAGCCAGUCUCCGUGAAGAAUGGUCUCUAAACAACUUAUUGUACCUCCUUUUAAAGAGAGUGAUAAAAUGGGCUUUCCCUCUCCACGGAUGCCCAGCCUUCUGGGCAGGCGCACGGCCGGGCGGCGCCCAGUCCGCAGCCCCGAUCCGGACACCCCACUGCAUCCCUCCCUUCCCGGUCCCUUCCCCGCACGGGCGCCCGAGAGACGGACAAAGAGUUGGGGCCAAGUUUGAGCGCCGGGCACGGCCAGGCUCAGGGAAGGAAGGUCCCCGGCAGACACCUGGGUACCAGAGUUGGUGCGAGGAGGAAAAGCUGGGAGGCGAAUUCACAAUCCUGGGGGUGGAGGGCAGGCAGGGGAGGGGAAUCAGGCCAAUCCCAGCAGAGUGAGCCCCCAGCGAGCUGGGGCUCCGGAUGGGAGGCCUGUCUCGCGCUCCAAAGAAAAGCAAACCGUCCUCCCAGGUCCGCCUGGAUUGCCGAAGCCCCUCUGGAAAACCUCCUUCCCCUCUUACACCAAACUUUGCGCCGGGCCUCGUUCCCUCCCGGGUAGGCAGCGGCGCAGGAAGGGUUAAGCCAGCCCGUCCCAGCUGACAGUCAGCUGAUUGGGCCCUGAUUGACAGCUCCGAAAAGUUUCCUUGUUUCUAUACUAUUAUGCUAAUCGCGGCCGCUCUCGCCGCCUCCCAUUGGCCCGGAGUGCCAGUCAAUUUCUCAUUUGGAACUGACGUCACGAGUGCUAUAAAACUCAGUAAUUGCUUUAAACUCUUCUUGCUGGAUCAGAGGCUUUAAAAUCUUUUUUCAUCUUCGAGCUGUAGCUCGGGCUGCUUGUCGGCUUGGCCUCCCCCUCCCCCCUUUGCUCUCUGCCUCGUCUUUCCCCAGGACUUCGCUAUUUUGCUUUUUUAAAAAAAAGGCAAGAAAGAACUAAACUCCCCCCUCCCUCUCCUCCAGUCGGGCUGCACCUCUGCCUUGCACUUUGCACAGAGGGAGAGAGCGCGCCAGGGAGAGAGAGGAAAGAAAAAAAAAUAAUAAAGAGAGCCAAGCAGAAGAGGAGGCGAGAAGCAUGAAGUGUUAACUCCCCCGUGCCAAGGUCCGCGCCGCCCGGACAGACGCCCGCCGCGCCUCCAGCCCCGAGCGGCCGCCGCGCGCGCCCUGCCUGCAGCCCGGGCCGGCGAGGCGAGCCCUUCCUUAUGCAAAGCGCGCAGCGGAGCGGCGAGCGGGGGACGCCGCGCACCGGGCCGGGCUCCUCCAGCUUCGCCGCCGCAGCCACCACCGCCGCCACCGCAGCCCGCGGAGGAUCUUCCCGAGCCUGAAGCCGCCGGCUCGGCGUGCAAGGAGGCGAGCGAGCAAGGAGGGGCCGGGGCGAGCGAGGGAGCACAUUGGCGUGAGCAGGGGGGAGGGAGGGCGGGCGCGGGGGGCGCGGGCAGGGCGGGGGGGGUGUGUGUGUGAGCGCGCUCGGAGGUUUCGGGCCAGCCAACGCCGCGCAAGCUAGAAGCGCCCCAGCCCGGCAAGCUGGCUCACCCGCUGGCCACCCAGCACAGCCCGCUGGCCCCUCUCCUGCAGCCCAUCUGGCGGAGCGGCGGCGGCGGCGGCGGCAGGAGAAUGGCAUCAGAACUGGCAAUGAGCAACUCCGACCUACCCACCAGUCCCCUGGCCAUGGAAUAUGUUAAUGACUUCGAUCUGAUGAAGUUUGAAGUGAAAAAGGAACCGGUGGAGACCGACCGCAUCAUCAGCCAGUGCGGCCGUCUCAUCGCCGGGGGCUCGCUGUCCUCCACCCCCAUGAGCACGCCGUGCAGCUCGGUGCCCCCUUCCCCCAGCUUCUCGGCGCCCAGCCCGGGCUCGGGCAGCGAGCAGAAGGCGCACCUGGAAGACUACUACUGGAUGACCGGCUACCCGCAGCAGCUGAACCCCGAGGCGCUGGGCUUCAGCCCCGAGGACGCGGUCGAGGCGCUCAUCAGCAACAGCCACCAGCUCCAGGGCGGCUUUGAUGGCUACGCGCGCGGGGCGCAGCAGCUGGCGGCGGCGGCCGGGGCCGGUGCCGGCGCCUCCUUGGGCGGCAGCGGCGAGGAGAUGGGCCCCGCCGCCGCCGUGGUGUCCGCCGUGAUCGCCGCGGCCGCCGCGCAGAGCGGCGCGGGUCCGCACUACCACCACCACCACCACCACGCCGCCGGCCACCACCACCACCCGACGGCCGGCGCGCCCGGCACCGCGGGCAGCGCGGCCGCCUCGGCCGGUGGCGCGGGGGGCGCGGGCGGCGGUGGCCCGGCCAGCGCUGGGGGCGGCGGCGGCGGCGGCGGCGGCGGCGGCGGCGGGGGCGCGGCGGGGGCGGGGGGCGCCCUGCACCCGCACCACGCCGCCGGCGGCCUGCACUUCGACGACCGCUUCUCCGACGAGCAGCUGGUGACCAUGUCUGUGCGCGAGCUGAACCGGCAGCUGCGCGGGGUCAGCAAGGAGGAGGUGAUCCGGCUGAAGCAGAAGAGGCGGACCCUGAAAAACCGCGGCUAUGCCCAGUCCUGCCGCUUCAAGAGGGUGCAGCAGAGACACGUCCUGGAGUCGGAGAAGAACCAGCUGCUGCAGCAAGUCGACCACCUCAAGCAGGAGAUCUCCAGGCUGGUGCGCGAGAGGGACGCGUACAAGGAGAAAUACGAGAAGUUGGUGAGCAGCGGCUUCCGAGAAAACGGCUCGAGCAGCGACAACCCGUCCUCUCCCGAGUUUUUCAUGUACCCAAGGGAAUCCUCUACAUCAGUGAUGUGAAAAAAUCCAGUUGCCUGAAGUCAAAGAGAAAAUAUGCUGGCAUGCUAAUCGCGUGAGACAACUUGGCCCACGGACAGCCACAAAGCACAAAACACAAACUCACAGAAGAAACAAGAAUCGUAAGAAUCGUGUUUCCCUGGCGUCUACGAGAAGCGCUUUAUUAGAAGCGCUUUAUUUUUCCUCUAGAUUUCUUUUCUAAAACAAAAAACAAAAAAACUGAAACAAACAUUGAAAGAAACAAUACAAACGUCAGGUGAUGAUAUUCAAGCAUGUUCUUUUAUUAAGCAUAGGAUGGGAGGCACAGCAGGAGGUUUAAGUAGAAUGUGAAAGCAAGAGAACUGAGACUGUGACUGACAGACAAAGAGAUUAACUAACUGCCCCCCAAAAUAUCCUGUGUAUUCUUAAGUAUACACGCUUCCCUUCCUGCCUUUCAAGGUAUCUUUCAAGGUAUCUAAGGAAUGAUUUGAAAAAUUUGUUAUAAUCUCUAAAGAAUUUUUUGUAUAGCAUUAGCAAAGGAGUCUAUGACAAGUACUUUGCCACCUGGUAGUUCUGUGUAUUCUACUCCGUCUGGGUGUCACUGUCAUCCUCACUGGCUGGGACAAGGUUCUGAGAUUUGUCUCCCCAGCAGUUGCCAAGCUGGCUCAGGCUUGGUCAGGAUGAAUGAAACAAUUAUGUCCUGGAUCAAUGCAACAAGGAGCAGUGAACACUUGCUUUUUCUUCCCUAAGUAGGAGAAAGCCAGCCCCGGGCUGCAGUGGUGGCCGUUGUGGUAGCUGGAUGGGACGAGGGGACCUCAGGCUAUUCUAUAACGGUUAACAGUAAAAGAAAGACAAUUGCUGGUGCUUCUCCAGGGAGAUACGGAACCUACACACCAACCAGGUUUUUACUUUCAAACAAACAGACAGGCCACCACCAGAAAUCAAAGAGACCUAUGCCUAGCCCAGCCCCAGAAAAGUGAUACUUUACCCCAGGAAUUCCCUGCUUCCCAUUGGUACUUAACAUUUUUCACUCUGUUGUGACUGCUCUUAUUUCCUUUACUCUUGCGGAUCUGUGUUGGAGGGACAUUUGGAAGGGGCCCAGCCCUGGCACUUCCUUGAGGAGACACACACAGGGCGGGUGUGUGUGCCCAUCCACUCUGAGCUCCACUUAGCGGGACUGGCUGCCAAGCCGUUCUUGGAUCAGCCUCUCACUGAGCGCCCACAGGGUCCGGGCCGUCUCUUCGCUCUGAGCUUCUGGUGAGGGCAUGCAGCGGCAGCAGUUGUUGAAAUACAUCCCUCCCAGACCCUCCAGUUCUGGGGCAGCAGCACAGUACACGGUGGUGGCAGCUCCCUGUUGCUGGAAAUCCAAGAAGAAAGACAAAAAAAAAAAAAAAGUUUUAAGAAAAGGAGUGAUGAGAUGACGUCAUUUCGACUGCCUGGGCAUUAGCAGGCCUCCCCCACCUGGUUCAGUUUCAGCUGGAUCUUGGCAUAGCAAAGGGUACUGGGCUGAAAGCACAUGACUGUAAAAAGUAUAACGUGACUAUCCUGCAAAAACGAGUUCAUAAACUCCGCUUCUAAAGCUGGUGUGACUUUUGACACCUAAUAUAGGAACAGGCUUGGAAAAUAAAUACACAUAUCAAUACGUCGUGGUAGGCGCCUCUUCCACACAGAGAAAAAGAUGGUAUCCUUCUGAACGUGCAAGAACAAAUUCAUCCAACCCCUCGACUUCUCAUGUAUAAUGUAAUUCGAUACCAAAUCAUUUGUAGAACCUUCUAUCUGACUAGAACCUUCUGACAAACCAACCACUCUUAAUUAUGGUCCAUCAGGUAGAAAACCCAAGUGGGGCUGCUGCCAGAUCAUCCCUUUAUGCUUUGCCCACGGUGCUGCUAGGGGAAGGGUUGGCAAUGGUGUGUUAAAACAUUUAAUGCGCGCACACACACACACACUCCUCACCAUACAUUCAUACCUAGCACAAACACAUAACACAUUUAUUAAUUCAUCCAGAUCCCAUGAAAACCUUUUUCUAAAUGUCAUAUUUGACCCAGAUUUACAAUGGGACCAUGGGUAAGGGGGUACAUUUCCUCCCAGCCCACUUCAAAAUGUAAGUUGCAAACAGUGCAACUGAUCACUUUCAUUCACCUUUUGAGUAACAGUUGGGGCUGUGGCUAGGGACGUGUGCACUGAUGAGGCAUCAUAUCAUCCAAACUGACAGAAUACUGUCGGGGAUGCUGUAAAGAGGGCAAGAAAUCACUUUGCUUUGCAAGCCAUAAUUAAAAAUAAUAGGCUGCUGUUCAGAGGGAGACAUGGUUGGCACGUCUCUAAUUUAAAACCAAUACAGUUUAUCUGGCAUCUUAUGAUUAUUUAUGUGUUUCAGAGCCCUAGCUGCAUCCACUAAUUUUCAGCUGAUGAUAGGGAGAGGGGUUGCAAGAGAGGACCGGAGAAGGUAACUGAAGAUAAGCUCGCCCCCACAAGGAAAACAGUAAGGAACUUUGAUUGUGGGGGAAAUGACUUUCCAACCUGACCCGAAGCUUAUUUUUCUGUCUCUGCAGGGUUUACAUUGUGACCAUGCAGGGUGCUUACUGGAGGAGUUUCCCUCAAAUGGUCUGGUUUGCAAUCACUAUGCUUGCAUUCUAGGAUCCCUGGGAGAGUCAGGUCCAUUCUGAGAACUAGGGUCCCAAGGAAGGUGUUACGAUGUGAAGAAUGUGCCAUAAGGCAGACUUGGGUUUGUUGUUGCCAUUGUUGUUUGGUUUUAGCUUCUUCAGUGUCUGUCAGUCAGGAUAUCUAGUAAUAUUUGAGUUGGUCUGAAAACUGAAUGGUCAAAUGCAGUCAAGUGAUAUGACUCUGGGCCGGGUGUGGACCGUGAGUGAGACAAAGAAAGACUUGGGUUUUGAUAAUAACUGGCUGCUUGAUGAUACUGGACAAGUCCCACUGGUCCUGAAUUUGAAUAACUGACAUGACUUGAACUUAAUAGUAACUGGUUUGUUACCUCCCCAAUCUCCCUCCAUUAUCAUGCCCACUCCAAAUAGCCAGAUAUUAUCCUGGAUUCAGCUGUUUCUUUUCCCAUUGAUUUGUGUGGCUCAAGUCUAAUGGAAAUGAGUUCAUGUCAUCCAAAUUUCCUUUCACUGAAUUAUUAUUCCUAAUAACCCUGAGCUUAGCACCUGGCACAUUUAUCUAAACAACUUCAAGUGGUUUAUCUGGCUCUUCUGCAUCCCAUGUGAGGAAAAGGGAAGCAGAAGUGCCUCUAAAGACAAAUUGGAGAAUUGACAUGCUCAUCCAGCUAACUCAAGCCAAGUAUUAUUUUGGCCUGGAAUCUUAGUGUUCUGGUGGAGAUGGUGUUUUGUAUCAACUUCCAGAUAUCUGUCAUAUAUUUUCAUUUUACCUUGCAGCUGCCAAAAUGACCAGAGUGGCCAAGUGACUUGCCAUUAACUCCCGAGUGGUGGGAGAAUCCAGCUCACUCAUUUCAAGUCCAGCCUCCCGCCCUCUAUGCCACAAUGGUUAUACUAUUCAGCAUUCAAACGUCAUGACAGACUGGCCUUUCACUGUUCUGCCAAGCGUGAGGAAAGACCAAAGCAGUCCAUUUGGGAAAGCAAAAAGCAGAAUUCUUCCUAACCUGAUAAAAUAUUUUGCCACUAUGACCUACUGUAAUGAUACCAUGUUGCACUCUUGCAUUAUUGGAAUGGUAUUUUUGCUAAGAAAUUCUGCAGUCCCAUUGAUUCAGAAUGCCACUGAUGCAGGAGCUGGGGACCUACCUUUUCCUUCCACGGAAUCUGAAGGCAAUUACAAUUGGCUUCAUUUCAUGCCAACCUACAUUUGGCUACAAUGCUGAGAGCCAUACCUUCCUUUUUGAAAAGCCUAACUUUUUAUCAGGAGAUGGCUUUGACUCCUUUGCCACUAGGCUUGGGGUGAUUUACCAUCUAAAUUCCAUCACAAGUGGCUCUGGCUUUGUAGAACACAGUACACAGGAGGGGCACCCGAAAGCAAAGACGACGUUCUCUACUCCAAAAAUCAACCGUCCACCUUUGGCAAAUUCUCUUUCUCAGAUUCAUGCUUGGUGCUUAUGGGUACUCACUCUACUUUCCUCCCUUGCUGGACAAUUAAGCAGUAACAAUAUCUUGUUGGUCCCACACGCACUACCCCUUUGGUCUCUUGGAGAAUUCUCUUUUCAGCCGUACCAAUGGCAACCUCUGAGUGAUAUCUUAAUAUGAUCAGAUGUGACGACAGUUUAGUAACAAGUUCUCAUUUUUGGCUCAUCAGCUUUUCGGCCUGCAUAUCAUCAGAAUGAGACUGAGCCACAUUAGUGAAAUCUCAAUAGUAAACAAGCUGGUACUGCCAAUACAAGACAAAGCAUUCUUAAACUGAUUUAAAAAAAAAAAAUUUUUAAAGAGCACUUUAAUCACCAUAAGAUGACUUUCAUUCAUACCACUUUUUGGGGCAUCAGUUCAUAAUGCAGAAAAGAUGAAAGAGCCAUCUAAAGGAAAUAAUGUUAACAACUCCGUUAUAAAAUAUCUGAGGCAAUACCUUGCCAGUUGUUAUCAAUGCUUACUGAUCCAUUGUGAUAAAUAAUAAUACCUUGACAUACAAACACUGGCUGGAGCUAUGGGUUCCCCUAAACGAUUUUUUUUUUUUGAGAAUCAUUUAUCAGAAGCCUGUAGGUUGUACAUGGUUGCUAAUCAUGGGAAAUGGGGGAGGUGUCUAUCCCGCAGCAAUGGCAAUGAGUUAGGGUGUUGACGACACAGGACGGAGAAUUUCUGGGAAGCCCAGUAGAAUCUUUAAUCAUGCCCAAAUGCCAUUUCCAAUCUAGUCAAACAUUUGUGAGCUGCCAGAGGAGAACUGUGCAAUCAAUCUUCAGAGUGUAUGUAAAAUUACCCAGGACUCUUGUUUGGGAUUAAGUUAAGAGUAGAGUAUCUUGGUAAUAAGGAUUCAUCAUUCUCUUUCAAAAAUCAUUUGUCAGAUUUGCAGCACAAUCUUCAACUACAGAAAGGUGGGAUUUAGACAGCAGUUGCUGUUUAUUUAUAGUUGAGGCCCUCAGAUCUAAAUUAUCCAUCCUUCCAAAACUCGGUGUUGGGAUGAAAAUGUUAAGUAGCUGCUUUUCAUCAACAUUCAUUUGAUAACUGCUAGCCAUCAAUUUAUAGUUGUCAGCACAGAAUACAAAUGAAUACUGACUCCUUGAAAGGAAAGGGUACAGAGGUUUCUGAUAAACAAUAUAUGGUAAAGAAAAAAAAACCACCCACAUAUUGAUAUUUGUAAUGCAUUGGUUAGUACUCUAAUAUAAUACUCACAGGGACACAUGUUACACCGUGUUUUGCUUUCAGGUUUUUCUAUUUUAAAAUGCAUGCUCAUUUAAAAGAAAGAUGAGAUUCCUGUCUUAAAGUAGACUUAACUAUGAGAUAUAUAAAAAAUAGACACAAUAUCAUGGCAUAUCUAUAUAUUCAAUGAUUGUGAGAGAGUAGAUGUUCUAAAGAUUGCUUUCUUACAGGGACAUUGCACAGCAAAUGCUGAAUUAAUCCAUUUAUGCAAAAAGUACAGUUAUGAAAGGAACGCACCCUGGAAGUUAGAUUAGGCUUGGAACACCAAGAGCAGGGAAAGAGAACAGCCCUUUUGAAGAUGGCAGUGUUUCCAUGACUAAAGUCCCAGGACAAAGUGGUGAUCUGAAGUGAGCAGGUUUGGCUAAAAGGAAAGACACAUAGCUCUUCAAACCCUGCCUACUUCCAUUGUUACUCAUCUGGUGUCUGUUGGACAAAGCAAAUACUUCUCAAAUGCAAAGCCAGCCACCUUAUCCAGUGACUCUGUGAAUACACCACUAGGAACAGAAUCAUUUAUCAGAAAACUACAUUUAUCAGAGAGCUGCUGUGGUGGAGAUGAGGGGGUGAGCCCUCAUGUCACGGGUGGAAUAGAUGGCUGUCUACACGCCCUGUCUUUCCCUGUCUCCCAGUAACACUCCCCCAGGAGAGGCUAUAACCACUCUCCCAGAACAGUGCAGAGGUCAUCUCCAGAUACCUCGGUGCUUGGGAUACAGCCAUUCCUCACAAACAAUUACAGCUUCAAUCUCUCAUUGCAACACAAAUGAAAGCAAACUGCUCCAAAAGGCCACUUGUUCCCUGCUCACUAUCCAAGAGCAAUCUUUUAGGGGACACAUUUGCCACAAAUUGCAUUUGUUCAUAAAGUAAUGCAGCCUAUACAGGAAUGAGGCUCAUAGGCUUCCCUGGCUAGGUGAUCACACCAGUAAGUCACCCUCUUCUUCGACCGUGAUACUUCUAUAAUGAAAUUAUACAAUUCAAUUUGGAAUAAGUGCUAACCAACGAACACACCAGCUUCCACCAAAAUGAUGGGAAGCAGCAGACGAGAACAGAGAUGUCCACUCCAAAGUUCUCAGCCCUGCAAACUGCCCGGCUUUUUCAGUGAGUUGUAGCCAACGAGAACUAUUCAAGUGGCAUCAACGACUAGCAUUUAUUGAGAGGUUACGAUUUGCCAGGCUCUGUGUGGAGAGCUUUGUAAGCAUUGUUGCCUAACCCUCACACAGCUCUAUGAGCCAGGGACAGUUAGUAUUUCCAUUUAGAGAGAAGCCUACUUGGUAUCAGAGAUCAAAAGCAACUCGUGCAAAGCCACACAGAUAAUCACGUAGAGUGAGUGACUUCAGACUCCGUGUCCGUUGGUACAUGAAACCUGCUCCCCAAAUAUGUGACACAAAUAUCUGCACGUGGACCAUUUCCUCAUCUAUGUCUUCCAUGGGGCUCUGGCUUCCUAUGCCUCUCUGCCUGCUCUGCCGCCUUCUCAGCCAGGCCAUGUCUGGCCACGAGGUGAUGCCCUAACAUGGCCUAAAAUGAAAUGUGGGGGCUGUCGUGUGUUCACCCCAGAAAUGUUAAAAGGAGAUUUUUUUUCCAUUGAUUUAGUCAAUGGAAUUGACUAUGUCAAUUAGUUAAAUUGAAAUGAUAUCCAUUUGGAUGAACAAAAAUAAAGACUCAGCACCCCCUUGGAUGAUCCAAUAGCAAGUGACCCUUACUAAAAACGUUGUCCGAUUCAAAAUGCCAUCUCCAGGUGCCAGAUUUGCAGAACUAAGGAACCUACUCUUUGAUGAUAGAAGUUUUUCAAAGCACCUACAUCCCAAACAAGUGAAAUGGACACAACCUCCAUCUUAUCAGUUCCCACGCAUGUAGGUGCGGGCUCUGACGUGUUUCAUCAGGUUUGCAGAGAAAAUACUGAUCCAUCCCUCUUACUUCCCCUCCUCCAAUGAUUCCUAACAAAGUCAUUCCUACAAAUUCCUGACAACUGACUCCCACAAAGGCCUUCAACAAUCCAGCCUUAGACACAUACAAAUACUUCCUGUAGGUAUUGAAAUGUAACUUUCUUCAUAAGCCUUUGGGAGUUUUGCUAACUCACAGGCUAUUCUUAACCUUUAUUAUAGAAGAGGAAUGCACUCAAUUUCCCAAAAAGAAACAGUGAAGAUGAUCAGGAGAGCAAAUAUUUGUUUUUAGGCUUUAGAAGUGUGAGAAAGUGUUCUGGAGAAUCCAUUUAGAUCCCAUUCGAACUCUUAGCCCUCCAGAAGAGAACAUGCCCUCCCUAACAAAUGAGACGUGGACAAUGUGUUUGGAUGUUGAUCUUUUGCCACAAGGAAAAAUAUUUCUUUGCUAGAAACAGGUUCACAAGGGUAGAAAAACCUCAGGCUCCUUUUCAGUUGCCUCUCCCAUGACAGGUGAAGAGUGUCAUUCCCCAAGUGACACUGGGGACAGUGUCUAUGAUGGGGGCUUGAUGGCCGUGGCUCAGAGAGAGUGAAGUGCCAGUCCAUCACCAUAAAUGCAACAGGUUCAAGCACAGACCACAACCACAAAUUACAAGGGACACCUUGAGAGAAACGCAUGCAGGGGGAAGAGUGCCAUGCAGCUUUUAAAUGACAGCCACGUGCUCACAGGCUUCUGUUCAGAGAGAACCUGUGAGCUGUCCUGGGGCCUUUCCUGUUUGCGGUGCAGGCAUCCCAAAUAUGAUGCCCCCAAAUCCGAGUCUGGCUAGAGGGAAGUGUCAUACAAAGUCCAUGCCAUUCUCCCUGACAAAAGACAUGAGUUUCUUGCAAGAUCACUAAGAAGUUUUAAGAGGUGGACUUGAAGACAGGAGAAUGAAUUGGAAAGCCAGCAAGAAUGUGGCUCUUACUCCUCUGUGAAAUAUUUGCAGGAACGAGCCUGGAGAGCAGCAGGUUCAGGACGGAAAGCUGGAAAGAAUUCUUUCCUAAAACUUAAGUUUUAGAGAAAAAUAGGCAGCCAGUCCCAACCACCCAAAGGCAUCCAAAGCCAUGUUUGUUCUGGGAAGGCCAAGGCAUGGGAGGAUGUUAACUUGGGCUAUCAGCAGGAUUGAAGGGCAGCGUGACCUUGGUACGCUGUCAGGGCCUGUGUUUCCAAGUUGACAAACUGUUCUGAGCUUUUCCAUGAAAUGAGUGAAGCCGUUUUCAUACCUCCUUCAUGUUCCAGAAUUCUUGCCAUCGAUGUUCCAAAGGAUCUGUGAUAGAUUUAUGUCUAGUCUUAAAAGGGACAAGUUGUAACAUUCAGAAUUAUUUUAUCUUUCUGAGACCUGCUGUUAUUGUGAGACCCUAGACAUGCUUUGCUGGGGUUGGGGUGAGGGUACUCCUAACGAGGGAAGGAAAAAGAAACGGCUUCAAGGCAAUCCAUGUGGGUGAUUACAUGCACACUUGUUCCAUCUUCCAUUUGUGCCUGCCCAAAGUGUUCUAGAACUGACCGGACCUGAGAGGCUGUCUCAUUAGAACUAAGAGAAGGUAUUGUUGAUGAUGUCUUAUAUCCAUGGAAGAAUUCCCUGGGCAUUCCCUCUGAUGCUGCCUGGGAUACCUACAUUGCUCAAAGUACAGUUUCUUUAUGAAUAGGGAUGAAACAUCGCAUUGGGGUAUCUAUUCUUCCAUGGUUGGUUUGAAAUGGCCAAGCAGAAGUGCCAUAGAAAUUUGCCAACAAAAUAAGCAUCUAACUGAUAGUGUCAUCCUUCUACAUGGAACCAAUCUGAUGGCAUGUCACUGAAAUUUUCCAACUGGGCCACCUUGAUGCCCGUGCUGAAGGACUGCUGGGUGUUUAUAAGAGAUAAAGGAAGAUAUUUAGUGUGUGUUUAUUUGAAACAUUUUAGAUUUUUACUCUACUUCUUUAACCUCUGUUAUGGUUAUAGCUAGCUCGUGUACUGCGUAAAAAUGUAUGCAUCUGUAUUCACCAUGUACACCAAAAUAAACCUUUGAAAUUAUU